This is a messenger RNA of Clarias gariepinus (North African catfish), 1399 nucleotides long. Its product is annotated as N-alpha-acetyltransferase 80. Lineage: Eukaryota; Metazoa; Chordata; Actinopteri; Siluriformes; Clariidae. Gene Ontology annotation, biological process: protein acetylation. The coding region runs from base 283 to 1167 and encodes 294 amino acids. Gene Ontology annotation, molecular function: N-acetyltransferase activity; acetyl-CoA binding. The transcript is spliced from 3 exons. The record is from RefSeq and is a predicted model, not a curated record. Gene Ontology annotation, cellular component: cytoplasm.
CACACACUCGUGGCGAAUCUGCUUUCGGAAACCGGCAUUAAGUUAACAACUGUGACCUGAUUAAUUCGAUUAAUCUCAAAUCAGGAGAUUUUCCGUUUCCUCAGAAAUGUGUGUGCGGUUCCGGGUGUGUGAUCACCGAGAGGAGGAUAGAAACUAAACAUUUGUCUCAGUGUUUAACCUCUCCAUGCUCGACAUGUCGGCGGAAUAACGUAACGGAGCGGGGUCAUGCCCAGCCCUACCCUGUAUUCAUACUAGCAACCAGAAGACGCGGUUAUUUUCUACAUGCAGCCAUCAUUUAAGAAGUGUGAAGGUGACGUUCGCGCUUCGGCUGUUCGUCUCGUCCCUCUCCACAAGCGCUGGGACCUUCUGGAGGCAUGCGCAGAUCUUCUGAACGCCCAGUGGAAGCGCAGCAUCGGAGCCCGGCUCCACUCGCUCCGCCAGUCUAGUGACAGCUACCCAACAUGUCUGGUCCUGCUGGAGGGGGAGACGCUGGUCGGACACGCCCGGGUAUCCCGAGUGCUAGGCAGCCGCAGUGCAUGUGUUGAGUCGGUGGUGGUGCUGGAAGCGCUGCGGGGUCGGGGCUAUGGCCGGGUGCUAAUGGAGGAAGUGGAGCGCUAUGCCCGCAACAGAGGCUUCACCCGGCUCUGCCUCACCACUCACGAUAAGCAGUAUUUCUACGCCCACCUGGGUUUCGUGCUUUCGCGACCUGUCCAGAACAUCAGCACGCUGGGGUCCCUCUUGCCCAUGGAUGUCCUGCACAAGUUCUGCAGGACAGCUGAGAGUGAAGAUGGAGAGAAAAACAUGAAGGAUAAUACUGUGAUACCCAACGGUAAUCACCCUCCCCCUAAAACUUCAUCUCCACCUCUUUCUCCUACUUCUCCUCCACCAAACCCAGUUCCUCUAACUUUUCCUUUUCUCCCUUGCUCCCUUUCUCCUCCUUCUUUUUCAGCAGUUCUCCCUCCUCCUCUUCCCUCUCCACCACCACUUCCUCCUCCUCCUCCUCCUCCUUCUCCAUCUUGCUCCUCGUCAUCUUCUCACCCUCCCCCUGCUCCAGCUCUUCCAUCAUCUGCAUCAUCUGCAUGGGUUCCUGUUGAACAGACUCUGGAACAGACGCCAUACACGGACUGUCGAGGACUGCCUAUCUUCUGGAUGCACAAGAACAUCUGAAGUGGACUCAUGAUAUGUCGUGCUACAGUGCACUUCAUUAUAGACGGAGAGGUUAAUCGUUAUCCAUUUGAUCCGAAUACUGAGACUAAAUGUGCCUUAGGUAAUCAUGUAGGCUUUUAAAAUGUUUUAUUCAAAGCAAGUUCACGUUUUGCCAAGUAUCACUGCCAAGACGGUUAAACUGAAUCAACUGUUUUAUUGUAUUGUGUGUAAAAUAAAAGUGCAAUAACUCUUU